Molecule: messenger RNA, 1233 nt
Organism: Thalassophryne amazonica
Lineage: Eukaryota; Metazoa; Chordata; Actinopteri; Batrachoidiformes; Batrachoididae
Gene: smim19
Product: small integral membrane protein 19
Exons: 3
Coding region: 88-408 (106 amino acids)
Source: RefSeq, a predicted model, not a curated record
AGAAACGUCGCUGAGCAGAUUUAAGAUACCGGGUUUGUUAUAUUGUAUUUUCCCCGAAGACAAUUAAUAUACAUUUGUCCGUGUAAAAUGGGCUCCCAUGGUCUUUUAGGGAACGAGCCUGAGUCUAUAGAUUAUUCUGUUCACGAAGCGUGGAAUGAAGCCACGAACGUCUAUCUGCUGGUGAUCCUGGUCAGCUUCGGCCUGCUGAUGUACGCCAGAAAAAACAAGAGGAAGAUCAUGCGUAUUUUCACUCUGCCUCCGACCGUCGGCAGCAGCCCGGAGCCGAACUUCUAUGACAGCCUGCAGAAGGUGCGCUUACGGCAGCAGCUGGAGAUGUAUUCGCUGGCCAGGAAGUACGAGCAGCAGCAGCAGGGUCAGUCGGAGAGCGUGCAGCUGUCCAUGGAAUGAGAGCAGGAAGCAGCAGACAGGAAUCACCUGCCGUGUUCCUCUCAGACCACCAGCGCUCCUUUGAUCCCACUGCUUUGUGUUUGGCUUCACAAACGAGAACAGCGUUAGGAGUUUUCAUUUGUCUGCUGUGGCAGGUGCAGGCAGUCGGACGGAGAAUUCAAGAGGGUUUUGGCAGAACAUGCUACCUUGCACACCUGUGAGAUUCUGACAGCUGGCACUGAAGUAUUUUUAGUGGACUAUGAGAAAGCAGCCCACUGUGGAGAAUGUUACUGAAACCAGAGUUCAACAUCUGCACAGGUUUUAGUUUUCAUCACGUCGAUGUAAAAUAUCAUGUUUCAGGUGGGACUAUAAUGUCAGAAAACAAAAGUAGUGCUGAUUAAUAAUCAGCAGUUGCUGGACAAAGGACAGUAACUUAUUGUUCGGGCUGCACAUCUCGAUGUGGGCCUGUGUGAUUAUGUAAACGGACGCGUGCGGUCUAAACCCUGCACUGAGCGUGCACUGCACCACGGACGUGCAGGGUUUUUGCCUCCCUCCUGUGGAUGCUGUUCACUUUCUACAGCUCUGGUGAAUAAUGAUGAAUGUCUGGAAUUUACUGUCUUUUUAUAAAUAUGUAAAAAGGAUCAUAGGUUUUGUUUUUUCCAGUCCCUGAUGUAUAUCGGUAUUAAAUCAUUUUCACAUGAAGACAAAAAUGUGAUGGAAAUAUUUAAAAUGUGAAUCUGUUGUGGGAACUUGUGCUGAAAUGUUCAUGAUCUUUUAAAGUACUGAAGCUGUGAAAGAACUAUAACCCAAACCUUACAUUUUUAUGAAUUAAAAAAAACAAAACAU